CCCGCCCAACGAACAACCUCCUGACCGCCCCCGUACUCAACCCACCCACCCCCCAAUACCCCAGAAACGAGAAAGGGUUCCUUCAAAAACUCUCACAACGGCUACUUACGUUUAAUCGCCUACUGGGGAUAGUCCCCCCGACCCCCACUUCUCACCUUCUGUCGCUCGUUCAGCAUGCUUCAUUCACUAUCAACAACAUACUUUUUGCGCCGCUUAAUACCAUUCCUGUUCGCGGCCACAAUAUUCAGCUCCCAACAUGUCGCGGCCGAGCGCAUCAUCCAGUCGACCUCCUUGAACCCGUGUAUGGAUGAUUCACUCUUCGUAGCGACUCUGUUCAAUAUCACGUAUACCCCUGAUAGUGGUACUCUCAUGAUUAGGGUCAAUGGAAUCUCUUCGUUGUCUGGAAAUGUCACGGCGAAAUUGUCCAUCAUAGCUUAUGGCUACAAGGCGAUGGAAAGAGAUCUGGAUCCUUGCGGCAUGGAGGGGUUCGAGGGAAUGUGCCCUAUGUCGACCGGUGUCAUCACCCUUAAUUCGCACCUCACGGUCGGCGACGGUGUUGAGAACUCAAUUCCUGGCAUCACCUACCAGGUUCCAGAUCUCGACGGUAUUGCCAGGAUCGAAGUCACCAGCGUCGAUUUGGGGCGUAAGGUGGCCUGCGUGGAGGCGCCUCUUAGUAACGGCAAAACCGUCGAUCAACACGGAGUCGGAUGGGUUACCGCCGUCAUCGCGGGCUUAGGACUCGUCGCAUCAGCCGUCACCUCGGGUCUCGGUCACUCCAACACUGCCGCGCACGUCGCUGCGAAUGCGUGCUCGCUAUUUGGAUAUUUCCAGGCCCAGGCCAUGAUUGGUAUGACUGCCGUCAAGCUUCCGCCGAUCGUCUCUGCGUGGACCCAAAACUUCGACUGGGCGAUGGGAAUCCUGGAGAUCGGCUUCACGCAGGAUAUCUUCCACUGGUACAUCCAAGCCACCGGAGGAACUCCGGCGAACUUGCUCAACCGUUUGACCGAAGUCUCGGUGCAGAUCGCGAAGAGAUCCGUAGAUGUUGGAAGCGACAUGCCGUACAUGAUGAGUCGAGCCGCGAUGUACGGAUUCGCCGAAACCCGCCUCGACAAACGGAGUACCGUGAAUUCGAUAGUCCGCCGAUCAGCAGAGCUCUAUUCGAGAUCUAACAACGACAAUACGGCUACUGCUCAGGCGAGCGUUGUCGUUGUCUCUGGAAUUGAGAGGGUCUCGUUCAAGGCUAAGAUUGAAAUCACAAACUUUUUUAUUACGGGGCUGGUGUUCUUCGGUGUUUUCCUGGCUGCUACCGCGUUGGGUGUGUGCGCGUUCAAAGGCUUCUGUGAAUUGGCGAUCAAGAUGAAGUGGAUCCGAGGCACCAAGUUCCAGGAUUUCAGGAACGGGUGGUUGACGGUUUUGAAGGGAAUCAUGUACCGACUGGUUCUUAUUGGUUUCCCCCAGAUGGCGAUUCUCUGUCUCUGGGAACUUACCCAGAGCGACUCUGCUGGAGCAAUGGUUCUGGCCGUCUUCUUCUUCCUUUCGAUGAUGGGGAUCUUGGGUUGGGCUUCCUGGAAGGUUAUUCGCAUCGCUCGGCGCUCGGUUUCCUUGCACAAAAAUCCGGCAUACAUCUUGUACUCGGACCCCGCUGCAUUGAACCGAUGGGGCUUCCUUUAUGUUCAGUUCCGAGCCUCGGCCUACUACUUCAUCGUACCGCUUCUGUUCUACUAUCUGGUUAAGGCGAUGUUCAUUGCCUUCGGCCAGACAGCCGGCACCGUGCAAGCCUUUGCACUGCUCUUCAUCGAACUCGCCUAUCUGAUCGCCGUCUGCAUGAUGCGCCCAUGGAUGGACAAGAGGACCAAUAUUUUCAACAUUUCGAUUUGUGUGAUCAACUUUUUGAAUGUCAUCUUUUUGCUGGUGUUUACCGGAAUCUUUAAUGCUGCAGAAAUAGUCACCGGUGUUAUGGGAGUGAUUUUUUUUGUCAUGAAUGCCGCUUUCGCUCUCGUCCUUCUCAUCCUCGUCCUCGUAUCCUCCGUCUACGCCCUCAUCUCCAAGAACCCUGAUAUCCGAUACCAGCCAAUGCGAGACGACAGGGGCUCCUUCAUCAAAUCCAGCUCACAGAUGACCGGCUCCACCGAAUUGGAUGCGCUUGGAGCUACGGCUCGUGGUGACCACAAGUCCCGCGAUCUCGAAGACGACCGCGAUUCUUUCGACCACACCCGACAAUCGUACCACAGCGCGAGCCAUGUUCCAUUGCCACCAUCCACGGCCAACUCGCGCGCACCGAGCAGCUACGAAGUUCCCCGUUCUCCGGUCGAUACAUCUGUGCCGUUCUUCCCAUCGAACGGUCAGGAUGGCUCGCGGAAUCCGUAUGGCCAGCAGGCUCCACAGAGCACUGGAGUGCCAUUACUCACACCCGGAGGAAUGCGGGCACCUAGCAGAGGCCCCAGCCCUUCGCCAUCCCAGCGGUCGCAUGGACCUUACGAGCAGCCGUCGCCGACAAGGCAGGAAGGAGGAUGGAACGUGGGGGUGGGUUACGAAAAAUAAGAUAAGCUUGGGAGUUUGUUUGUAUGUUUACUUUCAUUCCUACGUAAUUGUCAUUCGAUUGUCGGUUUAGUUUGGUUUUGGUUACAUAGCUCGGAGAAACGAGCUUUGCUUUGCG
Tricharina praecox is the source of this 2656-nucleotide messenger RNA. RefSeq names its product DUF907 domain protein. Lineage: Eukaryota; Fungi; Ascomycota; Pezizomycetes; Pezizales; Pyronemataceae. Gene Ontology annotation, biological process: fungal-type cell wall biogenesis; transmembrane transport. Bases 175 to 2541 code for a protein of 788 amino acids. The record is from RefSeq and is a predicted model, not a curated record. The transcript is spliced from 4 exons.